Molecule: messenger RNA, 2430 nt
Organism: Pseudozyma flocculosa PF-1
Lineage: Eukaryota; Fungi; Basidiomycota; Ustilaginomycetes; Ustilaginales; Ustilaginaceae
Exons: 1
Coding region: 1-2430 (809 amino acids)
Cellular component (GO): Ino80 complex
Source: RefSeq, a predicted model, not a curated record
AUGGCGCAACGCAACCUGCCCGUCAAGCGCCACGACGGCGACCCCCUCAGCAGGGCCGACGUGCAGCACAACCUCCUCUGCCGCCUCUUUGCAGACACCCGCCGCGUCUUCACCAACCCGCGCCCCGGCACAGAACCACGUCCCGGCUCAUCCAACAUCACCCUCUCCAACGGCGCCCACGUACCCACCCCCGUUUGGCCCUACGGCACCUCCAAAGGGUGCACGAGGAGGAGCGACGAGACCCCCGAGGAGUUCGAAGCCUGGAGGGCCACAAAGGCGCGCUACGACAAGUGGAAGCGACGAAUGGCCAGACGCGAGAGCGCAGCCCGCGCCGCAGAGCAGAGAAAGGCCCGCGACGCCAUGGCGGCCGCCUCGUCGGCAGCAGCAGACGACGCCUCGCGCCCAGGGUCGAGGGACAAGGACAAGACGCCAAACGAGGAAGAGGACGAGCUGGCGGCCACCGCAUCCGACAACGGCAUCGACGACGACGGCGAUCAGGCAGACCAGGCCGACGCUGCUGCCAGCGGCGACGAGGCCGAAGACGCCGACGACGACGAGCCGCUCGACGACGACGCCUUUGCCAAGCCCGGCUGCGACAAGCUCACCUUCAAGGAGCUCUACCUCGAGGCGCUCCUCAACAGCGGCAAGUGCACAAAGAGCAUGCGCGACAAGAUCAUCCUCGACGAAGAGUACGCCGAGGACUUUGCCAAGGUCUGCCUGCUGGUCAACGUGGGGCGCAUCAACACCACCCUCGCCUUCUAUCCCGAGAUGAAGACGGUGCUCCGCUCCUACCACCCCAUCCCCUCGAUGCAGAACAAUGAAAAUACCCGCCGCAACAUGCAGGACGCACCCCGGAUGAAGUCGCUCCUCAAGGCCGUGCUCCUCGACCACGAGCGCGCCAGCGCGCCCACCGCCGGACCCACGGCGGGCCAGCCGCCGCCGCCGCCCAAGCCGCCCAAGGUCAACCUGCUGAGCGACGAGGCGCCCGGCGACUUUCGCGAGACCAUCAAGCGCUACCGCGACGGCACCCGCCCGCCUACGAGCGUCGUCACCCUCAUCUUUCUCUUUUCCCUCCACGCCAACGACGUCACCGCCACCCACUUCCCGCAGCCGCACGACUCGCACGCCCUCUUCUACCCGCACCCCAGCCACCCGCUCACCGCCAAGCAGAGGGCCGAGGCGUUCCUCUGGCUCCUCUACCACUACCUCGAGGGCCCCGCCAGCGAGCCGCCUGCCGAGCUCGAGAACCCGUUUGACGACGACACGAGCAAGGCGGCCGCCAAGCUGGCCCGCGAGGCCUGGGAUGCCCUCAGCGAGCAGGACAAGCAGAAGCACGCCGGCCUGCCGUGGAAGGGCCUGCCCAACCCGCAGUGGGCCAAGUGGAAGGCGCAAGAGGACAAGCGCAGAGAGUCUGGCGGCGCCGGCGCGGUCGCUGCUGCCCAGUCAAAGGAUGGCGCUGCGCACGGCAGGGCCGAGGCCACCGGCGACGGCGACGGCGAUGUGUCGAUGAAGGACGAUGACGCCGGCGACGACGCAAAGGCGACUUCGGCCGACGGCGAGAUCCUGGUCGAGCCGCCGUCGCACACCCACCGGCUGCUGGUGCCGGCGCUCGAUGUGGUGCCAUUCGAGCAGGCCGUCGCCGAAAACCUCGACGCCGAGGAGGAGGUCCGGUGGGGAAAGCAGAUGCAGUCGGAGCGCGCCGCCUUCUUGGCCAGGUUCCAGGAAGAGGAGGCGGUCAAGAACGCCGGCGGUCAGGCGGCUGGUAGCCCCGCACCGUCGACGGGGACCGCGGGAGGCAAGGGGAGAGGGCGAGGGGCGCUCGCCAACCUCAAGCGAGAGGAGCACGACCGCGGCGCCACUCCCUCCGACGCCGACGGCAGCUUCGCCUCGACCGGCCGCGGUCGCCGCCGUGUCCACCCGCUGGCAUCGGCGACGUCGGCUCCGGAUCCGAAGCGCUCCCGUAUCGCGCAGGGCUACGACGACUCGCCAGAGACGACGCCGUUCCACCACUUCCCCGGAUCAGACGGCGCGGCACUCGACGACGGUGUUUCUGCCGCCGGCUUGGCAGGCGGAGGCGGAGGCGGAGGGGACGACUACUACGAUGCGGCCGCCGUCAAUGCGACGCGGACGCGUCCGUCGCUGUGGGACCUGGACCUGUCGCUGUCGCGGGCGCAGAUGCACGAGUCGCUGCCGCAGCUGGCGUGGACGCGGAUCCUGGACCGGGCGCAGCGCGGCGUCGGCGAUGCGUGCUACGAGAGCGACGACGACGAGUUUGCCGAGGAAGAGGCGCAGGCGGGCGAGCGUAGCCGCGGCGAGGUGCUGCGUAUCCUCAAGAGCCUGCGCGCCGUCGUGCCCGAGGACGUGUUCAGGGAGCACAACGAGGCCAUCGCCCAGGCGUGGGAGGGAGAGGGUAGGAGGAUGGCGGCCUGA